Nicotiana tabacum (common tobacco) is the source of this 1168-nucleotide messenger RNA. RefSeq lists its product as uncharacterized. Gene Ontology annotation, molecular function: DNA-binding transcription factor activity; sequence-specific DNA binding. Gene Ontology annotation, cellular component: nucleus. The record is from RefSeq and is a predicted model, not a curated record. NCBI's taxonomy places the organism in Eukaryota, Viridiplantae, Streptophyta, Magnoliopsida, Solanales, Solanaceae.
CUAAAGCCCCUCUUUUGGAGCGCAGCUAUGAGUAAUGAGUGGCGUUCUAUAUAUAAGCAAUGGAAGCAGCACAAACACAUGACUCCAUCCCCAUAGAAUCUAUAUAAACAUCAACAAAAUUAACAAGUCCUACAUGGUAGCGCCACCAUUGGCACGGCGUCGGCAGGUGGCUCCGCCAAUCGCAACACCAUUAAUAUCUCCCAAGCAAGAGCCUCAUGACAUGGCUGAUCAGAAACCGCCGGCACCACCCAUUAUCAAAGUGACACUACCCACCCCAACACUGAAACAUUCGGUAUCACCGCCACAUCUGCCACCACCACCGCCACCGCAUAACAAGGCUGCUACAUAUACAAAGGACCAACACACCAAGGUAGAAGGAAGAGGGCGGAGGAUAAGAAUGCCGGCAACAUGCGCCGCCAGAGUCUUUCAACUUACCCGUGAACUCGGUCACAAAACUGACGGCGAAACUAUUCAAUGGCUAUUACAACAUGCUGAACCUUCUAUCAUCUCCGCUACUGGUACUGGUACUACCCCUGCCAUCGCCGUCUCAGUUAACGGCACACUCAAAAUCCCCACCACUAAAAAUGACCCUUUAACGCGGAAACGCAAACGUUGUACUAACAGUGAAUUUAUCGACGUUAAACAAAGAAGUUGCCAUACAACUAUGACUACAUGCAGUACUAGUACUAUUGACGUGAAGUCUAACAAAGUGACAACUAUUUUUGCUCCGAUUAUGUCGAUAAUACCAAGUCAGACAAUAAUGCCACACGUGUCAAUGUUCGCUGUGGCGGCGGCGUCAACUGUUUGGAUAAUUCCACAAACACCAAGUGCAGCUCCGGUGUUGGCGGUGCAACCUAUUAAUUGCGUUAGUACUGUUAGACCAGCUGCUUUAUUGAAUAUUCCAAGUGCAGUUAUUCCUCUUUCUACUAACAAUGCCUCCAUUUCCUCCUCCUUUUCGUUGGGUCAUUGAACCGUACGUGGGUGCGUGGUAACUUUGGAAAGAAAAAAGAAUAUUGUAGUAACUUUAAUUUCUAUAUUAUGAAGGGCCGUGAAUGAUUAAUUAGGAAGAAGUUUAACUUCUGUGGCUAACAUUUGUAAAGUUUUCUUGCAUCAUCUCAUUAACGGCAUCAGCCUAUAAUAAUAACAGAGCAUUCAACCAAUUACACUA